GUUGCUAUGUAGUUUGUUUAUUAUCUGUUUACGGUUGCUAGCUAAAGGAUAGCAGCCAGCGUAAAAUAACUUGUGAGGUGUUAUUAUAAUGUCCAUAUGAUAUUUUGAGUUCUGGAGAGAGGAUACAUGCACCUUUAAUGAUGUUAUCUUAGUUUCCGAUGUGGGAACAAGGCUUUAAUGAGUACUUUGGAAUCGACGAUGAAGGCUUCAGUAGAAGAAACACGUUGGAUCCAAUGAUGUACCAACAGGAGCAUCACGCUGGAAUCAACAAAGGCUUCGAGGAAGAAAUAUAAUCUUGAAUAAGGAGGAGAAAUGUUUGCCUUCUACGUGUGAUUGAAAAAAGUUGACACUCACAUGAGUUUCAAGAAGGAAGCCAAGAUGGGGGACAUCUUAGCCACUGAAGCCAAUCUGCUCGGGAUGAUCAAGGAGUACCUCAAAGUUGAACAGUUUGAUGAGACUGCUCACAGCUUUGACAAGGAGUGCAAAAGCAAAGGAAAACUUGUGUCCAAGCCUCAAGGAAAUGCUCUGAGGGACUUAAAGACUCAUGUCAUCCAGAAAGACCUACUUAACGCUUUCGAUGAUGGAGACUACAAGGUGUUCUUUGAGCUGUGGACGGAGAACAUUCCAUAUGAUGCAAACAACACAGAGGCCCAACAACUGGAGUUCUACCUUCACAUCCACUUUACAGUCUACCCACUGAGAAGCCACCCUGGAAGACACGACCGGGAAGAGUUUGAAGAGAGGAUUUCUUAUUUCAAGAAGUACCUGGAGACGCGAGGAGGAGCACUGAGCCAGGCCACAGAAUUUUUGCCUUACUAUGCCUUGCCCUUCGUGUCCAAUCCGAGCAUCCAUCCCUCCUUCAAGGAUCUCUUUAAGGAUUCCUGGAUACCAAAGUUGAAGAAUAAACUUGAAGAGUUUCUGCCUGUGACCCUCAAGCCUUCAAACUGUCCAAGGCUGCUGACGUUAUAUAAGGAGGGUGGAAAGAGUUCUAAAGAGGUCGUGCAGCAGCUCCAACUCCAGCUGGCUGAGUCGGAGCGGCGCGCUUCCAGUCACAUGCGGAAGUUCAACAAGAUGCAAGCUGACUAUUACCAGCUGAUUGGAAUCACUGCUGAGCUGGUCGACUCUAUGGAGGCCACCAUCAGCGGAAAAACGAUCUCCCCUGAGUACCUGCAGAGUGUGUGUUUUCGCCUGUUCAGCAGCCAGAUGAGGCAAAGUGCGGUGCAGAUGAGCGACUUCACCAGGCCUGGAACUGGAUAUUACUCUAUGAGUCCCUAUGAUGAUGGCUAUGCUUCCUCAAUGCUACGAGCAUCCAUUGCACCACAACCAAAGGAAGUGCCAAUGCUGCCCUCUUUGGAUUAUGUGAAGUUGAAGAAGGACCUGCUUGAAGGAUCAGACCGCCUCAGGUCCAUGCUGCUUCAGGCGCUGCGCUGGCGACUGACUCGCUCACUUCCUGGUGAACAGAGGGACACCGUGCUUCAGGCCUACAUCAGCAAUGACUUGUUGGAACGCUGCGACGCAAAGCAGGAAGUGCUUCUUUUACUGACUUUGAAGAAUGACAUGGUGCGACAGUACAUGGCUCGUCUCAUCAAUGCAUUUGCCUCCUUUGCAGAGGGGCGGGCUUACCUCUCCCAAAUCCCGUAUCUCCUUAGAAUCCUGAUGGACACACUUACCACAGAGGAGAAGGACUCCUUGACCAGAGAGAAUGUACUAGUGGCUCUGCAGAAACUCAGCCUGAGGAGGAGCCAGCAGACGAUCAUGAUAGAAAAUGAUCUGAUUGGCUGGCUUGUGGAUGAACUCCAUGACUCAGACUGUCUGAGUGAUUCCACCCUAGAGUAUUCUGCAGCUCUUCUUAUGAACUUGUGCCUGCGAACAAAAGGAAAAAGGAAGUGUGCAGAGAACGCAAAGCACGUGCUGAAGGUCCUAACUGACCUCCUUGGACAUGAGAACCAUGAGAUUCGUCCAUAUGUGAAUGGAGCACUGUACAGCAUCUUGUGCAUCCCAUCUGUGAGACAAGAAGCAAAAGAGAUGAGUGUGGAUGAGAUCCUUUGCUGCUACAGCAAAGAGGACAACCCCGAUCUUAACAGGCAAAUCGGCUUCAUCAUUAAAGAGCUCAACUCAGCUGAGGAAGAAGGGCCAGAGUCGGACGACGAAGAGGAUGAGGAUGACAAUGAUGAAGAUUUAAUAGAGGCAGACCUGGAUAAAGAGGAAGUCCUCCAGCCUCAGCCCAGGGAGCUGUCUGGGGAAAGUCUGCUCACCACUGAGUACCUGGGUAUUAUUACCAACGUACCCAAAGUGAAGAGGAAAUCGACCCGACAGCAUCAACCAAGCGCUGACGAGCCCCUACAGCGGCCGGUGACCCCGAGCUCUCAUCGUAACACUAACGCAGGGGAUUACCGCCCAGGAAAUCAGGGUGGUGAUGGAGGCAGGGAGGUUGGGAACAGGAAUGAGCAAAACACCUCCUCUCCGUUCAAAUACGGCUCGCGACCUCACACAGGCUCUGGCAAUCGCUCAUGGGCGGCUGACUCCCUGCAUCAGAGCACAAACUUGGAGUUCGGCCGUCUACCUGAGACUUCUGAGCUGGACCGAUCCUACGAGGCCCAAGCAAGAGACGGAAACCUGCAGAAGGACAAACCCCAUGACAAUUUAUCAAGCGGAGAUUCAAUCGCGGCAUUUGUAAGCAAACCUAAGAUCUCCCGAACUCCUGAACCAGGAGCCAUGCCGAGAGACACCGCCUGGACCCUGGCGCCCACGUUUUCCCACUCUGAACCCCAGCAGAGCAGCCGGCCGUGCUCUGCAAGCUCCGCAAGUGGAGUCGGAGAGCAGAGUGGAGGCAGCCACUCAAAGCGGAGGUGAAGAGGGAGCUGUCACCACGACGUAGCUCUAUCUCCCCCGGAGCAUCGGGCUUCCUGUAACCUCAUCCUUCCAGGUUUUGAUCAGGGUCAGGGUAACAGAGAGGGUCCAGAAUCGGCGGCGGGGGCGCAGGGGCUUGAACAAUGCAAAGGAUUGUGGUCCUGCAUUUUUUUUCUCGGCUUCAGCGCAGACUUUUGUAACCUAAUAUGGGGUCAGACAAUAAUCGCGUCCCCCAGCCGGCCAAGCUGGAGCUCUUUGUGGCCUCGUUUGGCCCUCAGUUUCUCCACUCUCUCUCGCAACGAGGUCACACUUGGCACACCUGAAAAUGUGCAACAUCCUGCCGCCAUGACAGGUCACAUAGCUAAGAUUUUUUUAAACUGGAUCUAUUAUUUAUUGUAAUGUUUACUGCUACAGAGUUAAGGGACGAUGACCUAACAAAGAAAUAUGACAUUACAUCGUUUGUUCCAAAAGCUCUGACACAGACUGAAACAAUGUUUUAUAAUAUAAAAAAUCCUAGGAAUCCAAUGAAUCCAUUCCAGACCCCCAAAAAUAUAAGCAAAAAGUACCAUUUAAUAGGGAAUAAUUCUACUUUUACAUGCAGAAAACAAUGUGAAAUGAUUAUAAAUGGUGAAUGAAAUGAAUAAAUAAAAAACAUUUAACAUCACUACAGAAAAUGAAGCAGGAUUUUGGCGAAAAUUGCCAUAUCAUGGGGCGUUCAAAAACCGAGGUUUGACUGUCUGUAUAUAGCAGGGGUGUCCAAAGUCCAGCUCGAGCCUGUUUAUUUUAUUAUUUUAUUUUUUUAUCGGCACCUGGCACCUUCUAAAAAUAGAAUAGAAAAUGGAAAAAAAACAAACCAUCCACAACAGCAAAAAUGGAAAAAUCAACAGUAAUUUUACAAGAAUAAAGUCAAAAUAUUAAGAGAAAAAAGUUGUACCGUAAAGCACCGUGUAUAAACCGCACCCGUGUAUUAACCACACCCCCAUUUUCAGGCUCAUGCCGGGGAAAAAAAAUUUUAGUUCAUAAAUGCUUGCCAACACUUUCAUCUCAAAUCAACAUGCGUAAAGGUACAAAACAAUUUCAAAAAGAAGAAUAAAGGAGAAAUCUGAACUUCGGCAUCUAGAUCUUUAAUAUUAUGGCCAAGCACAGAUUAAUAAUAAUAAUAAUAAUAAUAAUAAAUAAAAAUAAAGAAAUUUGCAAUUUUCAGAGAUGUUUUGAUAUCUUAUCUUUCACUCCUUCUCUUUUUCUCUGUUAUUUUUUUGCAUUGCUUCAGUGUGAAUUUGAAUCAACUCCAACGUUGUAUUGUAUUUUACAUUGGAAGCUUAGGUUAGCUUCAGUGUAUAUAGAGAUCGUUUCACUGUGAAAAUACAGACAGCCGUCACAUAAGUUACUGUAGUUGCAUACACAAGCAUUUUCAGCAACUGUACAGCAGAGGGCGCUAAAGUCAAAGCAACUGUCUGACCCACAGACGGCUAUUCUAAAAUGGACUUCUCGUCAAUUUCUGCGUCUGGUCACAGACCUGUCAUCGUGUAGAAACCGCACCCCGAUUUUUUGCUUCUUACCAGUGGAAAAAAAGUGCGGUUUAUACACGAUGCUUUACGGUAAUCUAACAAGAAGAAGUCCUAAUUUUACGAGAACAACACUGUAAUAUUAUAAAGAAAAUUCAUUCAAGUCAUUUUAGGCAUACAUUUGAAUAUUAAAACGUUUUGGAGUCGUAAUAUCAGAAACAAACAAAACAACGAAUAAAGUUGAAAUUUUGGGUAAAUUAUGUUGAGGAAAAGUUAUAAAGUUGGGAGAACAAAGUCAAACUAUGAUGGGAAUAAAGUCAUAAUUCCGAGAAGAAAAUUUAUAAGAAGAGAGUUGAAAAAGUUGGAAAAAAGUUGAAAAAAUGAAAAAACAGCUGUAAUUUUAUAAAAAUAAAGUCAAAAUAUUAAGAGAAAAAAGUUGUAUUCUAGCGAGUAAAGUUGCAUUUUACGAUAAGAAAUACGUAAUAUUAUGAGGGGAAAAUAAUGGCAUUUUAGUCAUAGUUUUUUUAAAAGUCGUGACAUCUUGUCAAACAAACAAAACAAUAAAAUUGUAAGUUUUAGAAAAUUUAUUUGUGGAAAAAUGGUAUCAUUAUGACAAUAAAAGUCCAAAUAUGAUGGGUAUACAGUCACAGUAUAACAAAAAGAAAAUUUACAAAGAUUAUUUAAGAAGAAAGUUGAAAUAUUGGGGGAAAAAAAAAAAACAGCAAAAAUCAGGGGAAAAUAAGAACAAAAAGCUUUUUCAUCUGUAUCACAAAGCUGAGAUGCAUCAGUAUGUGGACACCCCCGGUAUAUACAGUACAUUAUACACGUGGUUUUUAUUAUAUAUCUUUUGUUAGCGCUGUCAUCUACCGCUUAGUGUACUACGCACUUAAUUGAAGUUAUAAAAUCUUUUUAUUUAUCAAUAUCCACCAUCAUGUACAUACAUCCUAUGGCAAAAAACUUGAAAUUGUGUGACUGUUGUAAAUGCAUCAUUCUGUAAAUUGCACAUUUGCACUGUUGGGAUAUAUUUAUGUGGAUUGCAACAUUGGUUUUUGUUACGGUAAGACAUCUUGGCGAACAUUGCAUUGGCACACAAUAAAUGACAUGCAAAUAAUCAAA
This is a messenger RNA of Dunckerocampus dactyliophorus (ringed pipefish), 5471 nucleotides long. RefSeq names its product lisH domain-containing protein ARMC9. The transcript is spliced from 26 exons. The record is from RefSeq and is a predicted model, not a curated record. Gene Ontology annotation, biological process: cilium assembly. Gene Ontology annotation, molecular function: protein binding. Bases 355 to 2853 code for a protein of 832 amino acids. Gene Ontology annotation, cellular component: centriole; ciliary basal body; ciliary tip. Lineage: Eukaryota; Metazoa; Chordata; Actinopteri; Syngnathiformes; Syngnathidae.